AUGGCGCAGCUCGACACCCUGGACAUUGUUGUCCUGGCCGCUCUCCUGCUCGGAACCGUUGCCUACUUCACCAAAGGGACAUACUGGGCAGUCUAUGGCGACCCGUACGGCAGCUCGCUGGCGAACGCCAACGGCGCGGCCAAGGCGGGCAAGUCCCGGAACAUAAUCGAGAAGAUGGAGGAGACGGACAAGAACUGCGUUGUCUUCUAUGGCAGCCAGACCGGUACUGCCGAGGACUAUGCAUCCCGUCUGUCCAAGGAGGGCCACUCUCGCUUCGGCCUCAAGACCAUGGUCGCAGAUUUGGAGGAGUACGACUUUGACAAUCUGGACCAGCUGCCCGAAGACAAACUCGCCAUCUUUGUUCUCGCAACCUAUGGCGAGGGUGAGCCCACCGACAACGCCGUCGAGUUCUACGAAUUUAUUGGGUCGGAGGACAUCAGCUUCAGCGAAGGUGGCAGCGCCGACGACAAGCCCCUCAGCAAGCUCAACUACGUCGCCUUCGGUCUCGGUAACAACACGUACGAGCACUACAACUCCAUGGUUCGCAAUGUGGACAAAUACUUGACAAGGCUUGGCGCACACAGACUCGGUGACGCUGGUGAGGGUGACGAUGGUGCUGGUACCAUGGAAGAGGACUUCCUCGCAUGGAAGGAGCCCAUGUGGACUGCCGUCGCAGAGAAGAUGGGCCUCGAGGAGCGUGAGGCCCAAUACGAGCCUGUCUUCGAGGUCACCGAGAAGCCGGAGCUCAGCGCCGAGGACGAUACCGUCUAUCUUGGCGAGCCAAACAAGAACCACCUGGAGGGCAACCAAAAGGGCCCCUUCAACGCCAACAACCCUUACAUUGCCCCCAUUGUCGAGUCCUACGAAUUGUUCACCACAGCCGAAAGGAACUGCCUUCACAUGGAGAUCGACAUCACUGGCUCCAACCUAUCGUACACCACUGGUGACCACAUCGCUAUCUGGCCCAACAACGCUGGCAAGGAAGUUGACCGCGUCUUCAAGGUCCUCGGAAAGGAAGACAAGCGCCACACCGUUAUCACUGUCAAGGGUCUCGAUCCCACUGCCAAGGUCCCGUUCCCAUCGCCUACUACCUACGACGCUGCUAUCCGCUACCACGUCGAGAUUGGCGCCGCCGUCUCCCGUCAAUUGGUUUCCACAAUUGCUCAAUUUGCCCCAACUGAAGAGAUCAAGGCUGAGAUGGUUAAGCUUGGUAGUGACAAAGACUACUUUAAGGAGCAUGUGGCGGACCGCAACCUCAACUUGGCACAGCUGCUUGAAAUCGCUGGCAAAGGUCAGACCUGGUCUAAGAUUCCCUUUUCGUUCCUGUUCGAAGGUCUUGUCAAGAUCCAGCCGCGUUACUACUCUAUCUCCUCUUCAUCGUUCGUCCAGAAGAACAAGGUCUCAAUUACUGCCAUCGUUGAAUCGCUGGAGAAGCCUGGCGCGCCGCAUGUUCUCAAGGGUGUGACCACCAAUUACCUCCUGGCUCUGAAGCAGAAGCAGCACGGUGACCCGAACCCGGAUCCUCACGGCUUGAACUACGCAAUCACUGGCCCUCGCAACAAGUACGACGGUAUUCACGUUCCUGUACAUGUACGGCACUCGAACUUCAAGCUCCCAUCGGAUCCAUCUAAGCCAAUUAUUAUGGUUGGCCCUGGUACUGGUGUGGCACCUUUCCGCGGCUUUGUCCAGGAGCGUGCCGCCCAAGCGAAAGCUGGACAGAACGUCGGAAAGACUAUUCUGUUCUUCGGUUGCAGGAAACAGAGCGAGGACUUCAUGUACGCGAACGAGUGGAAGCAAUAUAAGGAGGAUCUCGGCGAUAAAUUCGAGAUGCAUACCGCUUUCUCGCGAGACGGACCCAAGAAGGUUUACGUCCAGAACAAAAUCGAGGAGUAUGGCGAGGAGGUCAACAAGCUGCUCGAGCAAAAAGCUUACUUUUACGUGUGCGGUGACGCAGCGCAUAUGGCUCGCGAGGUCAACACUCUGCUCGGUAAGAUUAUUGCCAAGUACCGCGACGUCUCAGAAACCAAGGGCGAGGAGAUUGUCAAGGCAAUGAGAGCGUCCAACCAGUACCAAGAAGACGUGUGGUCAUAG
This is a messenger RNA of Parastagonospora nodorum SN15, 2091 nucleotides long. RefSeq lists its product as hypothetical. Gene Ontology annotation, cellular component: cytosol. Bases 1 to 2091 code for a protein of 696 amino acids. The transcript is spliced from 2 exons. Gene Ontology annotation, molecular function: flavin adenine dinucleotide binding; NADPH-hemoprotein reductase activity; FMN binding. The record is from RefSeq and is a predicted model, not a curated record. Lineage: Eukaryota; Fungi; Ascomycota; Dothideomycetes; Pleosporales; Phaeosphaeriaceae.